Molecule: messenger RNA, 1326 nt
Organism: Puma concolor (puma)
Lineage: Eukaryota; Metazoa; Chordata; Mammalia; Carnivora; Felidae
Gene: TTC23
Product: tetratricopeptide repeat domain 23
Molecular function (GO): protein binding
Source: RefSeq, a predicted model, not a curated record
AUGCAAGAAUCAAAGGAAACCCACAUAUCCAAUCACCUGGAUGAAAUUGUUGCUGCUGUCAGCAUUACACCUAGAAAGAAGAUCCAAAACAAGCUGCCUCAGACAGCACUAUUCCAGCCUCCUCGAGAGAAACUCCACCUCUGUGAAGAGAAAGCGAAGUCUUAUUCUAGCAGUCACAAAUAUGAACAGGCUGUCCGCGAGCUUGUACGCUGCAUGGCGCUGACGAGAAUUUGCUAUGGUGACUCACACUGGAAACUAGCAGAGGCACAUGUUAAUCUGGCCCAAGGCUACCUCCAGCUGAAAGGACUGUCCCUGCAAGCAAAACAACAUGCAGAAAAAGCCAAAGAAAUCCUCACCAACUCCAUCGUGCCUCCCUAUAACGACAAUACAGAUGUUUUCAAGUGUUCGAUUGAGCUAUUCCAUACCAUGGGGAGAGCCUUACUCUCCCUUCAAAAGUUUAAAGAAGCUUCCGAGAAUUUGACAAAGGCAGAGACACUUGCAAAGGAGCUGCUGCAAUGUGGAAGGAUUGUAAAGGAGGAAUGGAUAGAAAUUCAAGCACGGAUCAAAUUGUCAUUUGCACAGAUGUAUCAAAGUCAGAAGAAAUCAAAAGAAGCCCUGCCCCACUAUCAAGAGGCUUUAGAAUACACUGAGAUCAGUCGAGGUGAAAAAAGUCUUGAAUGUGUACCAAUAUUGAAGGAAUUGGCAGGUGUAGAGCGAGCCCUGGGAGUUCAUGACGCAUCCAUCAACCAUUUUCUACAGGCGCAUCACAUCGUGCUGAGCAGAAACCCCUCUCAAGAAGAGGCAGCAGUCUCUGCACAUUUGGUCGCCCGCGCUGUCGUCGCUUCCGGGGGGAUUGAACACCACGAUGUGGCCAAGCAGUAUUUUCAAGAGAGCAUGGCUAAUCUUAAGGAUGCUGAAGGGAUGGGAAAAGCCAAAUUUCUUUCAAUUCAAGAUGAUUAUUGCCAUUUUCUACAAGUCACCGGACAAAAAGAGAGAGCAAUCUCCAUCCUGAGAGAGUCCCUGGAAGCCAAAGUGGCAGUGUUUGGUGACCUCAGCCCGGAGGUGGCAGAGACAUACCGGCUGUUAGGUGGGGCCGACCUGGCACAGGGGAACCAGAGUGGGGCCCACAAGAAACUAAAGAAGUGUCUUCAGAUUCAGACCCUCUUAUAUGGAGCACAGGACAAAAGGACUCUGGCCACCCAGCAGACAGUGGACGUCCUGUCCAAGGCCCCCGAGGUGGCCGCGAAGACCCGGCAGGCCCCGAAAGCCAAACCGGCCUUCUUCACCGGCGUGCCGGGGAAGGUGCAGCCCAGCGCAGCGGACUGA